CAAUAUUUGUGAUGUCGUACCUCUUUUAUAAGGAAACAAGAGAUUAUUUCACGACAAAAUUAGUACCCAGCUUGUACCUGGAUCGACGGCAUUCGGAACAAGAGCAAAUUAAUGUCACCUUCAAAAUUACGAUGAUGGAUCUGAGAUGCGAUUUCGUGGAAGUCGACGUUGUGUCGGUGUUGGGAAUCAAUCAAAAUGCUACGAAAUUCGUGAAAAAAGUUCCAUUGGACGCAAACGGAGUUUUGAAUACGAUGGCGGAAAGAAACUUGGAUCAAAAGGAUAUUCAAGAUAUWGCUCUACAUGACGCCGCCGUCACAAAAUCGAUUGAAGAUCUUCACGUAAACGGCGAGGAUGCUAUCCGACUCGAUUCGAAAACUCUUGGCUAUGCACUCCAUGAAAACGAUCUUGUUUUUGUCGACUUUUUUGCUUCAUGGUAAGUAGCUUCGAAUGCAUUGAAUCAGUACCUGAUUUUUCACAUCAUCAUAUCAUUGGGAAUGUAAUUCUGAUCGACAUUUCUUUUUGGUCAAACAGGUGUUCGCACUGUCGUGUAUUGGCACCUACGUGGGAAACUUUGGCCAAGGUCAUGUUAGAUGCAAACGAAGAAUCGGAAGAAGAGGGUGGGGAUGAAUACGGGGAACAGGAAUUAAGAACGGCAGAGGCAUUAGACGUACCAGUUGUCAUUGCGAAGGUGAGAGAUAUUUCUACACUAAGCCAUAAUGAACGGCAGGUAGUCCCAUUUUCCUAACCGAUUACUUGUUUGUUUAAUAUUCAUAGGUGGAUUGCGUCGAACAUGAUAAACUUUGUCGCGAACAAAACAUUCAAGCAUACCCUACACUGCGUUUGUUCGUCAAUGGUAAACCAUUUGAUAGUGGGGAUUAUGAAGGCCAUCGUACAGUGCUUGACAUGGUUCAAUACCUAAAAUUGGCGGAGAAUAAAUUGGGCAAAGAAAAAAAGCUUUCAGCCGACGGCUUGCACAGUGCAUUGGAAAGACACUUGGAAAUGUCGGUGGAAGAACGACACUGGGCCGAAGCCUUCCAGCGACUACAGAAACGUGACCAAGAUGUCUCUUGGAACCCAAUGGAGCACCCCGGGUGCCAGAUAUCUGGUUCGCUUCUUCUCAACAGGGUCCCGGGUAACUUUUAUAUCGAGGCACAUUCGCCCUUUCAUAAUUUGGCUCCACACAUGACGAACUGUUCACAUGAAAUCCACUAUCUUUCGUUUGAACCCACAGGCGUGGAUCUGAAGGAAGGAGACCCGCUCCCUCCUAACUUCUAUAAAUCGAAUUCGCCUCUCAAUGGUAACGUUUAUGUGACACAAAAACUGCAUGAAUCGUAUCAUCAUUACAUAAAAUUGAUCUCUACAAAUGGAAACAAGUUCCAGGUUCUUCAAAGCAGUCAACUAGCAUCGUAUCCGCACGAUGAUACUCCAGAAGCUAAGUUCAUUCUUGACUUGUCACCGAUUGCGGUCUCAUACGAAAAGAUCUCGCGAAAGUGGUAUGACUAUAUCACUUCCCUAAUGGCCAUCAUUGGGGGCACCUUUACAGUCGUUGGGUUUUUGGAUUCUGGUAUCCGAGUUGCUACCAGGAAGAGAAUAAAGUUAUCUCACAACAACAAGCCACGGACCAUCUAUUAGCUUCACAAACAUGCUUGUCUGGAAAGACAUGUUCCUUCUCGAAGGUAAACGAAGCUCUUUAUACUAUAAAACCUCGACUUUUCAUCUACUUUCAAUCAGAAACGGUGGUGUAAUAAUACUAAAUGAGUUAU
Pseudo-nitzschia multistriata is the source of this 1763-nucleotide messenger RNA. The record is from the annotation of a GenBank genome assembly. Lineage: Eukaryota; Bacillariophyta; Bacillariophyceae; Bacillariales; Bacillariaceae.